Peromyscus californicus insignis is the source of this 6847-nucleotide messenger RNA. RefSeq names its product cortexin domain containing 1 (gene Ctxnd1). NCBI's taxonomy places the organism in Eukaryota, Metazoa, Chordata, Mammalia, Rodentia, Cricetidae. The record is from RefSeq and is a predicted model, not a curated record. The coding region runs from base 174 to 353 and encodes 59 amino acids. The transcript is spliced from 2 exons.
CGGAGAAGCCAUCCUGACUCAUUGGCUCAAGCUGUGAUGUUCAACUGUCCAUCUUGCCUCCUGGAACAGCUCAACCCCGGGUCUUCCUGAAGUGGUGACCACUCCAGCUGGCAGGGGUAGAAAAUGGUACCAGUCAGGCUGGAGCCCCGGGAGGCCACAGUCACUGCUGCAGGAUGGAGGAACCCACUCCCGAGCCAGUCUAUGUGGAUGUGGACAAGGGGCUGACCUUGGCUUGCUUCGUUUUCCUCUGCCUCUUCCUUGUAGUCAUGAUCAUCCGCUGUGCCAAGGUCAUUAUGGACCCCUACAGUGCCAUCCCCACGUCCACCUGGGAGGAGCAGCAUCUGGAUGACUGAGGCAUAGGACAAGUCACAGUGUCCCAGGAUACACAUCUUCAUACCCUGGCCAACAUCCUCCAAGCGCUUGGAGGCUGGAAGUGGCUACGACCACCCAAAGAUGGAGAAGGCUCACCUUCACCUUAUUGGCUCUCACAUGACCACCACAGGGAAAUGCCAGCAUGCUAGAGGCAAGGCAGUUUGAGGAAGACUGGGGAGAAGAGUACUAAGCCAUGACUCAGGCAAGUGGGGUCCAUCCUGGGACUCCACUGGGAGACUGCAGGGUGAUGGUUGCACCUUUGGAAAGGCUCCUAUGCACCUUUGGAAAAUGAACAAAGAACAGACACUCUGAUCUGCAAACAGUGGUCAAAUGCACAGCACAGAGAGGCUGCUGAGAGCCCAGGACCCUUACCUACAGCCUAGCAGUAGAGGGGCAGGAAGAAUGGAAAAUUCAGGGGGCUUCUGCAAAUUCUCACAAGGCACACAGCUACUUCCAAAUGGGGUUUGUUUUUUUUUUUUUAACUAAAAUAUAGAGGGAUAUAUUUUUCCUGUUAAAAAUGAGAUGUGCAUUUUAGACACUGGGAAAAUAUAGAAGAAAUAUAAAUAUAAUAAAAGAAAACUAUAAAUAGAAGAAAGGGAGGUGAAAAGCACUUACAGUCCGACUUCCCAGAAGCCAUCAUUUUGAUAUAUUUCUUCAAGUCUUUUUUACAAGAAAUUUUUUAGUAAUUCACACCAUACGCAUGAUGCUGCAUUGAUUCAUAUGAUAGCUCGGAUACCUUCUGCCUCUCAAAAUAUCGUGGCUGUUUUUUUGUGACAGAGUAUACUCUGUAGUGACUGAAUAUAGUCCUUUUCUUUCUCUAUUUAACUUUUCCACAAUGUUCUCACACAAAUUACUUCACCCAGGAACCUUCAGAAGCCCUGCAUUCCAGGAGCUCCAGGCAAGAUCUGGGUUCUAGUUCUGCUUCAGCUACUCAAAGGCUGUAUGAUCUUGAGAGAGUCACGUCACCUCUAGGUGCCUCAGUUUCCUCAUUGUAAGAUGGGAAGGGGAAGUCUGUCUGUCUAUUUGUCAGUGAAAGGAGCCAAGCUACCGUGGGAGCUAAGACUAGGUUGCUGGUGAUCACUCUUCCCUGUCUUCCUUCCCUCUUCUCCCACACACUGUCACCUACAUCUGUGACCUUGCUGCAAGGAUUCUAGGUCAGAGCCUGCACCCCCCCCCACACACACACACACCAGCAGCCUCAACUCCUGUGUUCUUGUUCUGUGACCCCUAAAUAAAUCAGCACCUGUGAGCUCCAAUUUCCCCAUCUAUAAAAUAGGGGAAUAACAUCUACCUCACAAGGUUGUUGCGGAGAUAAGAUGGGAGAGCAUGAGCAAACAGGAGCAUCCUUUCCUGAAUCUCUCACCCUAGGAAAAGAACCCUGCCUUCCAAGAGCCAGAGCUCCCAGCACUGGCCAGCAGAACAUUCACAAUGACCUCUUCUGCACAUGACACCACAGCAUCCGGGGUUUACUGACACACAUCAUCACUAUUGUCAGCUUUUUCACGUCUGUGAGCUGCAUCUAUUGUGUCCUUCUAGGGUAGGACUUGCUGCCCUAUCAAAAGAGACCUGUGCUGUGGACCUCAGACCUCCUCCAUCACCCACGCUUGAGCCAUGGGUUCCCAUGCACCUCAGGCUACCUGGGAAAAAAGUUUCCAAAGCACUGUCACUGCUAGGUGACCCCUAAAAGUGAACAGAUGAUGUUGAGGUGGCUUUCCAGGGCAUGCCCAGUCUCUGUCUCUCGGUCUCUCUGUCUCUCUGUCUCUCUGUCUGUCUCUCUGUCUCUCUGUCUCUCUCUGUCUCUCUCUCUCUCUCUCUCUCUCUCUCUCUGUCUCUCUCUCUCUCUCUCUCUCUCUCUCUCUCUCACACACACACACACACACACACACACACACACACACACACAGUGGGAUGCACAAAGGGACAGUUGGCACAGGCUCCAAACAUGGUUAUGAGGCGUUACCUCCAGCCAAGCCUUCCUCAGAAACCUACCUCACAGACCGCAGGCACUUCUGUGGGACCUGUUAGGAUGGGUUUACAGAGUCAGCCAGGGCCUGUUCCCAGCUAUUAAUGACAGCACAGGAAGAAGAGAUCUGAAGAGCUCUGAAGACUUCCUAUUGGAGCUCUCUGGAGGGAAAAUGGGAUGCCCCAAGCUGUGCUUCUCAGAUUGCCUGCUGAGGGCAAACCACACCUGCUAGAAGCCCCCUCCUCCCCUCCCCAGAUCUGCAGACUAGGCAGACUAGAAUCAGACUAGACAGCCUGGGCCUAGGCACCUAGGUUAGCCAGAUUCCUGGAUGGUAGCACAUCCCUGUUUGAGAAGCAUUGCCCAGGGCUCCUGGUCUCAGACAAUUUGCCAAACCCAGACCCCUUAGUAUUUUUCACCUAUCUCUUCGUGCUGUUUUCAUGGCAAGGGGAAAUAACAUUUGAGAAAAGAGGUGAUUUCAAAACCCACCCCCACCCUCCAGAGCCAAGCUUCUGAGAAGGCAACAAAGCAGCAGUUUCUAUUUGGUGCCCAUGUCCUCGCUUCGCUUGUUCAUCCUCUUGCAAGCUGUCCAUUAAGUACCUUUGGCUGUGUAGCUUCAGACACUCUUUCAACCAGAAUCCCUUCACAAGCAGCUUUUCACAUUACUGUUUCUCCUUGUUUGUAUCUGUGUGGUGUGUGUGUGUGUGUGUGUGUGUGUGUGUGAGAGAGAGAGAGAGAGAGAGAGAGAGAGAGAGAGAGAGAGAGAGAGAGAGAGAGAGAGAGAGAGAGAGAGAGGUGGGUGAAUGGCGCGUACACGUUCUGGUGUGUGAAUAUAAGCAUGCAUGUGUGGAGGUCAGAGGACAGUCUUGAGUGUUGCUCCUUCCUUGUUUGAGACAGUCUCUUCUUCACUGUUCACUACUUUCUACCCCAAACUAGCUGGCCAACAAGCUUUCAGGGAUCGUCCUUUCUCUGCCUGCCAUCUCCCAUGGAAGUACUGAAAUUACAGAUGUGCACUGCUGCGCCCACCCUCUGUCACAUGAGCUCUGGGGAUUCAAACUCAGGCCCUCACACUCGCACAGCAAGCACUUUGCUUACUGAGCCAAUCUCCCAGCUUCCUCCACCUUUACCAUGAUUAAGGUCUGUUUUUAGAAGGGUCCCCUCCCUUGUACAUGCGCAGAACAAUGCAGACCCCUGCGGCAAAUACUUACGUUGCUUUCCUUUUCCCAUUAUACAUGUGCUGAGACGAAAUAGAUAGAAGAGGCUGUGCUGAGCAUGGGGCUUGCUCAGGAGAGGGGAGGAGGAAGAUUAAUAGCACACCUCUCCUCGAAAGAAGGAAAGGGAGGUCCCCAUCUCUGUCACUUGAUCAUGUGAAGGCGAGAGGAAGGUGGAAGAAUUUCGAGUUUUCCUUCUCUCGUGCUUUCUGUUCUGAAGGAUGGAGGAAGCGGUCCUUUAGGGACCAGAGCACCCUCAUAAGUUUCUGCGAGCUGAGAGAAAGGCUGUACUUAUGGACAGAGAAGGAAACAUAGCAGCAAAAUAUUAGUGCUGAAGGCUGGAAGUUGGCAGAGAGGAGAUGAAGAGAGACUGGAGGAAAAGAGGGCUGUAGAGUCAGCUGCAAGCCAGAGAAGAAGGCAAACACUCUAGAGCAGGGAAUGGAUGACAAAGUCCCCAGAGAACGGCAUCUAGUGGCUGGGUUCAAGUUGCUGCCAGUGAUGUGCUGUGGGGAAGUCCCUAUGUGUCAUCUCAAGCUCUCAGCAAAGGCAGAUGCAUAGUCCUUUCAUGCCUAUUUAACUGCAACAGUGGGUCCAUCUGUGUGGUAAGACACAGAAAGGACCCAGGUGUCCCAGAGACAAAUGGGGUAAUAAAAAUAUUUAGAAACAAAAAAGCCAGAUGAUAGCCACCAGAAGGAAGGUGGUCCCUGAGCACGCUCAGAGGUUGAUUGAUGUAAGUGGUGGGACCCAGCUGCCCCAGUGUGGCAUAUAAAUUGCCAUCACAGCCAUUUUACUUUUCCAAUUAAUUUUCAGAUGUCCACAUUUGUUUUGUUUUGGUGGAGUGAUUGCAUUGUUGGGUAUGGAACUCACGGCCUUGUACAUGUGAGGCCAGCAUUCUGUCAUUGAUAUUUGCUCCUAGCCCCACAUGUCCUUGCUGGAAUGAAAAACAAGUGGCUCUCCACCCCACAAAAUUGCCGCAGGACUCCAGAGGUUUCCAAAAGAGGCCGGUCCUUUUAUCAAGCACCAAGCGGAAAUAAUUGCAAAGCCUUUUUUUGUCCACAAGAAUGGGUCCCUGUCCCAUUGCUAUUGAGGACUGGUCCUGCUAUGUAGGAUGGAUAAUAUCCAUAAUAGUCUCUGUAGCUGAUGGCCCAGGCUACUGAGAAGUGAUCACAUUGAGUUUCCCACAUCAGUUCUGGCACAGAUGGACAGACAGCCUCAUCAUACUUGCUUCUGCCCAUCUGCGCUGAUUCCAUAAGUCCUUGACAGUCAUCAACUAAAACUUUCCCUCCUUUUGCCACCCCCCCCCCCCCCGGAAGGCUCUCUGUAACUGUCAGUGGCUAGUAGGAGCGAGAUGGUGCACUUGAAAUAUUGAUAGAGUUAAAGAAAGUACAUUCACAGAGGUUGGGUAGAGCUCAGGGAAACAGAAUGGCAGAUACCAAGGACAGCCCUCAAUGAGACAUCAGACUUAUCUAAGCCUGAAGAGACAAGGAAGGACAACCAGAUGCCAGCAAGGGUUGCUGCAGGGUAGAGUCAGGCAAAAGGAGCUGUGCCACGGGUACAUCUAACACUCUUGCCUAGGAUUGGACUAUAGCUCAGUGGUAGGGCACCUGCCUAAGAUGGCUGAGAUCCUAGGUUCAAUCCUUAGAACCAGAAAAAAAAAAAAAAAAAAAAAAGGUCCUUGCACAGUUCUAGGCCGGUAGAACAAGAGUUGGAGAUACGUUUUGCUUCCUUUCUCGGUCUCCCACUGACAAAAAUAAUAGACACUAAAGGAUGGGGUUGCUGAGUAAUAGGAUCUAUGUAUGUCAGCACACUGGACUAACUAACAAAUAACCAGCACAGCCCACCCCAAGCAACACUGAGCAUCCAUCUGGAACUCUGCUAAGAAGCGAGGGCAAACACUAUCCUAAGGAAACAGUCCUGUGGACACCAUAUUGCCCCAGAUAAUGUCAAUUUUGCCUCAUUCCCAGCCAGACCUUACAAUGGAAUGUAGCCAGUGCAAGGCAGAGAGGCUAGCAGAGCCUCCUCUGUAGUGGUCAUGAGGCCUGGGAUGGACAGCAGUCUUGGGUCUUUCCCCUCCUACCCCACAUCCCCUGCAUAGUCCCUUGGCUGUGGGGGCAUUUUACCUCAUUGAGAGAGGAGACAAAUCCUUGUCCUGCUUUUAUUGAGUUAAUACAUGCCCAAAGAACUCAGGAAGGGGCCUUGCAGGUCUAGUUGGAAGCACUUUAUAACUCCCAGAAGAGGACCGCAGGAGCUCCUGGAUCUGUAGUCCCAAGAUGAAGAGCACUGGAGUCUCCACAGAACUAAUUAGGAAUUUGAACCUUAGACUUCCAGAAUGAGGACACAGGGCAUCAGAUGUACCAAGUGUCCCAAUGAACCUUAGGGCUCUGGAGUGAGUCUCCUUUGCCCCUGUGGGGUAGCAGUAAUGCCAUAGCUUCUAGGGUGUGGGAAAAAUUGCCUGACAGUGCAGCAAUCCCCUUUUCUGUACACUGGUUCACCUAACAAGCCCCAAAUGGCACAAAGCCAUCUUCCAGUUUAUCGGACUCCCACCAUGUGUGCUGGUGAUUCCCAAUACAGAACAUCAAUGCUUAUUUAUUACAAGGGUGGAAAACUCAAUUUCAUGAGUCACACACCAUUAGCUGGAAGAUAUGAUAGAAGCAACAGGGGGGUUCCUCACAAAGUUAAAACUAGGCAUGCCAUAUGAUCCCACAUUAGGGGGAUAUCUAAAGGAAAUGCAAUAUUUCAAAGCACUCUACGCCCAUGUUGAUUACAGCACAAUUCACGAUAGCCAAGAGCUGGAAAACUUAUAAACAUUCAUCAAUGGAUGAGCAGAUGAAGAAAAUGUGGUACCUGAGUACAGUGGAAUCUGAUUCAUCUCUAGAAAGGAUGAAAUCUUGUCUUUGGGAUAUGGAUGGAACUGGAGGUCAUUUUGUGAAAUGAGCCAAGCACAGAAAAACAAGUACUCAUGAUGUCACAUAUGCAGUCAAAAACCGUUGCUUCCCCAGAAGCUGAGAGGAGAAUGGUGGUUACCAGAGACUGGGGGAGCAGAGGGGGACCUGGUCACUGGGUCUUAUGUUACAGUUAAAGAAAUCAGUUCCAUUGGGUUACUAGGCUGCAGAUUCAAAUGAGCUUGGAGAAGGGAUUUUGAAUGCUUCUACCACAAAGAAGUAAUGUUUGAGGUGAUAUAUAGGGUUACCCAGACUUGGCUCUGCACAAUAUACACACAUAUCAAAACAUCCUAUGAUAUGCUAUAAAUAUGUACAAUUUGUGUAUCAAUUUUAAAAAAUAAAUAAAAUAGAAAAGGGGCAGA